AUGACAGAAGACCAAGCCAUAAAGCACUUUCAAGAGCUGGUCUCCUCUGACCUGACCAUCGUAGACCCAACGUCUAUUCAAAUCCGUGCCAAUACUCUAGUAGCUCGUCUAAAAGCCCUCAAUAGAAAUGCAAAUGCUGCAACAAGAGCAUGCAAGCAAGCAACCACAGAGGCCCGCCAUGACAUGGACCAGACACAUCUUGGCCUCCAGAAUUUGCUCUAUGAAAAGCGUCAUCUCGAAAGGGAGAUCGACAAGUGUCGGCAAUUCGCUUCCAUUUACCAGGACGUACCCUUAUAUCCACUUCCAGAGUUCAAAACUCUGGCACCUCCCGAAGCGCGCUCAGAUGACGUGUUGCAGAAUGUUCAUCAGCUUAUGCUCAAUCGUCUGAGCUUCGAACUUGUCGAAAGGCAGAGACUUGAUCAAAAAAGAAAAGAACUCACAGUCCAAAAGGAAGAGCUCCUGAAGCAUAGCAAGCUUAAACUCGCAACCGUGGAAAGUGUCAAAACGCAAAUAGAAUCACUCAUGAAGGCCGCCGCAGACAUACAGAAGAAAGUCGACGAACUCGUGCCGGCGCUCCCACCGUCUACUGCAACGACUCCCGCUCCAACCUGA
Molecule: messenger RNA, 612 nt
Organism: Suillus subaureus
Lineage: Eukaryota; Fungi; Basidiomycota; Agaricomycetes; Boletales; Suillaceae
Product: Fms-interacting protein-domain-containing protein
Exons: 4
Coding region: 1-612 (203 amino acids)
Biological process (GO): mRNA export from nucleus; positive regulation of DNA-templated transcription, elongation
Cellular component (GO): THO complex part of transcription export complex
Molecular function (GO): mRNA binding
Source: RefSeq, a predicted model, not a curated record